UUUUCUUAUUAAUUUCCUUUCUCUUCUUCAUUCACCUGAAGAAAAAAACUUAAAAAAGACCGAGAGAAAGAACAAAAGCAGCAACAUUUCUUUAAUCGAUUUAACCUCUUCGUCUUUCUCUCUCUCUCGGACAUUGAUCGGAUCGGAUCUACUAUAACCCGUCAAAGAAAAAGAAAAGAUUUCCGAUCAACGUCAAAAAGCUGGGUUUUUCACUUCACUCUUCCUCUAGUGGGAGAUAAGUUUCUUCAAACGAACGACUGAUUUGCCUAUGAUCAGGAAUUGCGUCGAACACCUUCAAUGGAUUCCUCAAUCGAUAGCGUUGGUUCGUCGUCCAGAACAAGAAACACUCCAGCUAAAUCCAAAUGUUCCGUUGCAUCGUUUUCGAUCGAUUCCAGAAACGGAGGAGGCACCAAGAAAUCGGAACCGCCAUUGAAGACGUCGUCAAUACAAGAAACUUCCCCUGAAGUUUUAGAAAGUUAUGAAUCCUCUGUUUCAGCUGAACCUCAAACACCAAUCUCGAUUAUACGGAUGAAGAAACAAUCGGAGCCGAGGUUUUACCCUAGCCCAACGAACACGUUCUACACAGCACCACUCUACACAGAAGCCAAACAAAGCUUCACGAACACAGAACUCAGCGAGUGCGCAAGCACAAUCGGCGUAGGCGGAAUCGAUCUAGAGAAGAUGGGUAUAUUGACAUACAGAGGAAGCACGGGGAGUGAUGUAAGCGACGAGAGCAGCUCGAGCGGUUUGAGCAACGCAGGUUACAAGCCGCACAGGGCUAAUAACGACAAGCGUUGGGUCGCGAUUCAGGAGGUUCGAUCUCGGGUCGGGUCGUCUCUGGAGGCUAAAGAUUUCAAGCUGAUGAGACGGCUAGGAGGAGGUGACAUCGGGACUGUUUACUUAGCGGAGCUUAUCGGAACAGGAGCGAGUUUCGCCGUGAAAGUUAUGGAGAAAGCAGCGAUUGCAGCGAGGAAGAAGCUUGUUAGGGCUCAAACGGAGAGAGAGAUACUCCAAUCGCUAGACCAUCCUUUCUUGCCUACACUCUACUCGCAUUUCGAAACAGAGAAUCAUUCCUGUCUUGUUAUGGAGUUUUGUCCCGGUGGUGAUUUGCAUUCUCUCCGGCAAAGACAGCCCGGAAAAUACUUCCCUGAGCACGCUGCUAGAUUUUACGUUGCUGAAGUUCUUCUAGCUAUGGAGUAUCUACACAUGCUUGGGAUCAUAUACAGAGACCUCAAGCCUGAGAAUGUUUUAGUCCGUGAAGAUGGACACAUAAUGCUAUCAGAUUUUGACCUUUCCCUGAGAUGUGCGGUUUCUCCAACGCUAGUCCGAUUCGCAGCAACCACGGCGCUCGAGUCCAAAAGCUCAAGCUACUGCAUCCAGCCGGCUUGCGUAGACCAACCGAGCUGCGUUAUUCAGCCAGAUUGCAUCCAGCCAGUGUGUUUCACUCCUCGGUUCAUGUCUAGAAGCAAGAACAAGAAGAGACCGAACGACACGACACGCCAAGUCAGACCACUCCCGGAGCUGAUCGCUGAGCCAACUGGCGCACGGUCCAUGUCGUUUGUCGGGACACACGAGUACUUAGCGCCGGAGAUAAUCAAAGGAGAAGGGCAUGGAAGCGCGGUUGAUUGGUGGACUUUCGGGAUUUUCCUUUACGAGCUUCUGUUUGGAAGAACUCCUUUCAAAGGAGAUGUAAACAGAACGACGCUGUUCAAUGUAGUUGGCCAGCCUUUGAGGUUUCCUGAGCACCCGAGUGUGAGCUUUGCGGCUAGAGACUUGAUCAGAGGAUUGCUGGUGAAAGAGCCUCAGCAUCGGUUGGCUUAUAGAAGAGGAGCCACUGAGAUUAAGCAGCAUCCGUUUUUCCAGAGCGUGAACUGGGCUUUGAUCAGAUGCACCAGCCCACCUCAGAUUCCACAGCCGGUGAAAGUCAUGGAUCAAGCUAAUAGUCUUCGUCAUGGUCAUAGUCAAGGAGGUGGUCAUGGUGGUCAUGAUAAGCCGCCUACUGUGGAUGUGAAGCCUUCUGGUAAUUAUUUGGAAAUUGAUUUCUUCUGAUUUGUUCUCCAUUUUUGGUUGCUACUUAUUCGCUUGAUCUCACAGCGUAUUAGUCAAUUGUAUGAUGUUUUUUUUUCUUUGGGGUUUGUCUAGAUUCUGUGCUCUGAUGUGUCUUACCAAAUGAUUUGACUGUCGUUGUUCUUCACAUUAUGGUGAGGUUGUACCUAGUCUUCCAUUACAUAUAUUCAAAAACAAGCUUCUUUUAAAGCAACUAUGGAAAUGUAAAUUUAACCAUCAAUGGUCUUUG
This is a messenger RNA of Eutrema salsugineum, 2296 nucleotides long. Its product is annotated as serine/threonine-protein kinase D6PKL3. Gene Ontology annotation, cellular component: cytoplasm; nucleus; plasma membrane. Bases 298 to 2049 code for a protein of 583 amino acids. Gene Ontology annotation, molecular function: ATP binding; protein serine/threonine kinase activity. NCBI's taxonomy places the organism in Eukaryota, Viridiplantae, Streptophyta, Magnoliopsida, Brassicales, Brassicaceae. The transcript is spliced from 3 exons. Gene Ontology annotation, biological process: protein phosphorylation. The record is from RefSeq and is a predicted model, not a curated record.